This is a messenger RNA of Penicillium lagena, 2970 nucleotides long. RefSeq lists its product as uncharacterized. The transcript has a single exon. The record is from RefSeq and is a predicted model, not a curated record. NCBI's taxonomy places the organism in Eukaryota, Fungi, Ascomycota, Eurotiomycetes, Eurotiales, Aspergillaceae. Bases 1 to 2970 code for a protein of 989 amino acids.
AUGUUUCGGUCGCAAGGCAACUCGACCGAUCAGAUGGGUGAUGCCGACCGUGAGUUGGCAGAGACGGAAGCCCGCAACCUGAUGCCGCCGCCUCCUGUGCCUCCUCAACAUCCUCUUCCUACUCAUCCCCCUCUCCCUAUCCCUCCGUGGCGCACUGUUUCCCCUCUGAUUCGACUGCCUGGUCCGGAUGAGCUGGCGUCGCCAUUCGCCAAUCCAGUCUGGUAUCCAGAACCGCCUCUUCCUGCGUGGCACUCCAAUCACGUCCCUGCAACCACUCAUCAUGGACUUCUACGGCACUCGAGCAGCUCAACACCCGAGCCUCGCUCUCCUCGCACCUAUGGGGAUUUUAUCCCUGUCCACCGGUUUGGAACCUCGCCUCCCGAGCUGCCACUGGAGCAACUGCCGCAUGCCGGUGUUGCCGCUCCUAAUACUUCGUCGCGGGAUCCGGCUGUCCUUGCACGUAAUGUAUUAACCACUUUCUUCGGAGUCGAGCCUGCCGGGCCGCCUGGCCCUCGCGAACCCAGCACUAGUGUGAUGCUUGGUUCCUUGACCCCUAUCGAUCCGCAGCUGAUGCUGACGACCCCGAUGAUUGGCGACAUGCCCUACACUCCAAGCAAUUUGCCCAACCCGUACACGACGGUGCCUGCUUCAUAUGCUGCUCCUGUCACUGGCGCCGAAACACAGCUUCAAGGAGCGCUUACCGAAGCAGCCACUUCGCAGAUGCCUGUCCAGCAUGUGCAGAAUUCGCCUUCGUAUCCAAAUACCCCCCAAAGAUCGCAGCCGUCUUUAAAUACUGUCCAGGGAAUGCACCCAAUGCCGGUCGAGCGUGAAUAUGCACUCCAGUCAUGGCUCGUCCGCCAGCAGCUGCUCGCGGGCAUCCCGAUUGAUCAUCUCGAACCAAUGCAAGGCCCCCGUUCCCGACAGCAACAGGUGUCGCCUUCGGGCAUUCAUACUCGGUACCGGACCCCGGCGCUUCUCAUGAUUACUGAAGACGGAAUUCAAAUUCCACGCCUUCCACUUGCUCAAUUCCAAGGCACGCUUCAACCGCUGCCUGAUCUCCCGGGCCCCCAUGGCAAUCAGAUCCCAGCACUUCCCGCUCUGCCACCGCCCGUGCAUACUGGAAAUGGGGACGUAAUUUCUCGAGCCCAACCACUUGCAGUUCUUCCCGAGGAAUUGUAUCCACCUUCUGGAGUGGUGCCGCCGCGGAACUCUCUCGAGACUUUUUCGAACAGCAAUGCCCGUUUCUCGCCGGUCCAAGGUACUUCCUCGCUAUACGUACCAGCCGUUCCGCCCCCCAGCCAGGCCAGUAACGCUCCAGAUGACAAUGGUGGCGCCGAACCAUAUGACGAUGAAAUGGAACUUGAAACACCGGGAAAUUGGCAUUUUCAACCCAUCUAUGAAAACAAUGGCUUUUACGGCUACGAUGGAGCUGGCAAUGCCCCUGAUGCUUCACCGGGAGUGGAUGACGACCUUACCGUGGAACAGAUUGCGUUUGCUGCUAUGCGCUUGUCUCCUUUCCGGCUGUCUCCCUUGCCAGAGACUGACAAGGGUCAUGGCGAAGAUCCACCUAACAGCCUUGGAGAAAAGGAUGAUUGGUUUGUUAUGCAAGAUUCUUCAGAAACUGGUGGAGAAUCGUCUUCGUCUGCCAUCAAGGGCAAACAGCAUCAACGAUACUGCCCACGACAGGACGCAGAUCCAUUUAUCAUUGACAAUGUGUUUGGUCGCUUCGGAAACUUCCUAAUCAAGCCCGGCUCUCCGCAGCAGCCACUCUUCAACAAUUCAGAUGAUGAGCGUCUUGCAAAUGCUGAGAUUGCGGCUAUCUUCAGUGAUGCUGACACCGAGGAAUUGAAAUCUAAUUCUAGCGGACGUGGCAGAUGCUCCGUCUUCGGAGACACCCAGUUUUCCGUCUCGGACGUCGAGCCCGAUUUCCCUCAACCAUUCAGCCUGGCUAGGGCUUUUACACAACGGCCGGAGGUUUUCACCGAGGUGAUUGAUUACCUCAAUAUGUUUGAUAUCUUCCAGCUUCAGGGUAUCCACAAGACGAUCGAUCGACUGAUCUUGUACGCGAUGCCGCAGAUUCUGCGCAACUAUUUGCCCGCUCAUGAUCGCUUUGUGGCGCGACUGUUUCCAUACGAGAACUUCGUGAGUCUCCGCACAGGUGUCAAGCUUCAUUGGCCUGCAACAGCGAAUAUCGCUCCUGAUGGCAUGGUCAUGCGUCUUGAGCCGAAACUCAACUGGAUUGUCUGGCUUAAAAUCCGCUUAGAUAUGGCAAAGGAAAUCUUUGCAUAUGCAAACCGAGUGGAGAACCUCCUGCCUUCUCGAGGUCUUCGCGUGCUGCUCAAGAUGUGGCACAUUAUGGAGAUCCCGGACAAUUUUAUGCGCAUGUGGAUCAUCAAGCACAAGCAGUUGUGGCCAAACAAGGAUCUGCGCCUCGCAGUCCGAAUCAUGAAGGUCCUUGGCACCCUGAUCAUUCGACGGAAUCCACCCUGGCAAGCCACCCUCAAGAGACUGCCUCGCGUUUUCUGGUACCAGAAGGAUUUGAGCUUUUUGUACCACUACUUGAUCAAUGACGCUCCCAACGAGUGGCAGCAGUUCCUGCCCUACGCCGUGCGCACGAUGACCGCGCAAGAGUUCAACAAUCAUGACCCGCCUAUUCACGGCGCAUUUGACGUCAACACAGUCGGUGAACUCCGCGUGGAGUUCUGGUCCAAGCUUACCCACCACCCAAUGUCGAGUUUCCAGGCCGCCCAAGUGUUGUACAAGGACUUGGAUUUUAAGGGUGAGAUCCGGUCCCUAAUCCCUAUCGACUACCUCAUCGAGAGUGAGAUGGACAGUCGCGAUCUCGACUGGGACGCGCCCGUUUUCUACCCAGGCGUCAAUGCUUCUCAUCCCGGUGAUCAGUUGAUCUGGUGGAACGAGUGGUGGCAGGAGUUCUGGACUCCCUGGCUGCAUGUCAUAAGGUCGUCGUGA